Molecule: messenger RNA, 1020 nt
Organism: Mesorhabditis spiculigera
Lineage: Eukaryota; Metazoa; Nematoda; Chromadorea; Rhabditida; Rhabditidae
Source: the annotation of a GenBank genome assembly
AUGGGGCUAGCGAUUACCGGGAUUACGGCGAUAUGCUUUGGGUUCCUCAACUAUCUCCCGGCCGGAAAUCGCCUGUUCUUCUGGGCUUCGCUUCUAAUUCGAAUAGCUGAAGCUGUGGGAGAUGCCGCUUUCGUCACUUCUUCUUUUGCCAUUUCGGCCAAGCUCUUCCCUGGACAUGUGGCUUCGAUUGUUGGGGUGAUGGAAACCUUUGCCGGGCUUGGCUACACGGCCGGUCCACUCGUCGGCGGCUUCCUGUAUGAGUACGGAGGGUUCCAAACGCCAUUCCUCGUACUUGGCGGGACCCUGUUGGUAGCUACAGGGUUGAGUGUGUUCACCAUCGAGGCGCUGGACGAAGAUACCGAUGAUAUUGACACUGACAAGGGAAUGAUGGCGAUGCUGAAGAUUCCACUAAUCUGGAUUAUGAGCUAUGCGGUCGUUAUCUGUGCUUUGUCGCUGUCAUUUUUGGAUCCAACGUUGGAGGCUCAUCUCAGGACGUUCUCCCUCACUCCCACCGUUGUCGGGCUGAUGUUCUUGCUCUGUGGAGGCGUCUACACUCUAUCAGCUCCAUUCUGGGGAGUCCUCAUUGACAAAUUCGACUGCUCGAUCUUCAUCAUGUUCUUCGGGUCGGCAGCUACGGCCGUGUCGAUGGUGAUUAUUGGACCUUCUCCGCUAAUUCCGAUUGAUAAGAAUCUCUGGGUGAUAGGAUUUGCAUUAUGUAUACUUGGAGUAGCUGCCGGAGCCCUUUACAUUCCAACCUUCCAAAAUUGCCUGGAUGCCGUCAAGGAGUACGACUUUGACGACUCCAUCUACACCUACGGUUGUGUGUCCGGCAUUUUCCAGAGCGCCUUUGCGUUUGGCGGAUUUAUCGGUCCUACCCUCGGUGGAGCGGCGGUACAAUGGAUAGGGUUUGAAUGGACGUCGACGGCGAUAGCCAUUGUCAACGUGAUAUUUAUCAUUACCCUCCUAUUUUACUACGGCACCAAAUCGAUGCGACAACGAUCGAUUCAACGAAUUUUGGAA